Pseudo-nitzschia multistriata is the source of this 2324-nucleotide messenger RNA. The record is from the annotation of a GenBank genome assembly. Lineage: Eukaryota; Bacillariophyta; Bacillariophyceae; Bacillariales; Bacillariaceae.
CGGAAAAACAAGUCGUACAAUAAUACCACGGUUGUCUCCCAUCUCAAUCUUUUUCACAAACUAACAAGCGAACGAACGAACGAACGAACGAACGCAGGGCAGGCCAGGCCAGGAUCAAAGUCGUUCUCCGUUCUAAAGCCAGCCCGGGAGAGUCUAUCGGGAACUAGUCCAGUGCAUCCAGCGACACCUCGUUGCGUGUGCCAGAAUUGCUUCUGCGGAGCUAGCUCUCGAACAGCGGAGAUAACUUUCACCCUUUCUCCUUUUCGUUGCAUCGCCGUACAACAGCCGCCGCCUGUCGUUGCAUUUGUGUUGUACCAACUACGAACGAGACCCGAGGAAAGCGAAGGGCUUUGCAACGAGAGUCGCUCGARGCACGAUGACGAAGCAAAUCUUGCUCAAGACACCGCGUGGGAACACUGCGGUGAUCCCCGUCGAUCACUUCGUCUCCAAAGCCAAGGCGGGAGCCACCGCAACAUCGGGAGCCAAACCGACACUCGCUUUUUCCUCGCCCGGGGAAAGACGCACGGCUUCGGUGUUAUCCAGCAGCAACUACUGCGACUACCCACACGGUCACCCCGCCACUACGGAAGCAGAGGAAGAAGCCGCCGCCAUUGCGGCGGCCCUCGACACGAGCCGAAUAUUCGAGGACGAGCACGAAUACGACGUGGAUCGGGAGAGCAAAGAAGAGCUCCUCUUCCACCUGAUCGGCGCCUCGAAGCGAAGAGAUGUGGGACGCAAACGAAACCUCCGGUCUCUCUACAACCUCGAGGUCGAAGGCGAGGACGACGGAAUGGAGAUCGAAACGGAGUAYGCCCACCAGCAUCCGCACCAGAACGAAUGYCAAACUCACAACAACGGGUGGUCGAGCAGCGACGACGAAAAGGAGCAAACGGUAGUGGCCACUCGCUUGCACGAGAUGGACAUCAAUCGAGACGACUACUACUACUACUCCGGGGCUGGCAACAGGAGAUUGUUCAAGAGCCCCCGGCGAUUCUACUCUCACUCCGGGGUCCGCAGCUCCAGUGCCGCGUUKGUUCCGACGUCACCCACUCCAGCAGUUAGAAGACGCCAGCGCGAGGAUCCAGGACUUGCUCGGCAAGCGGAUCGACCGAGCCAGCAGGGGUCUUCUCCUCCGCUGAUGGUCGCCUUUUAUCACCAGGGAAGAAAGGUGUCACUGGAUAGGAUCUGGGAUUGGAUWACCGGAUCGUCUGCUGCGAAAUCCGAGUCGGGAACAACUGAUGAUGUUGGUGUUGCARGGCGCAGCAACAGUGAAACCGCAUCUUCUUCCUCUAGCACCCCGCUGUUUCCCCUUUAUCUCACCCUCUCGACGUCCGCUCGAUUGCUGGGUGGUAUCGACCGCCAGAACCGUGUCGGGUCCAAGUUUGGGGGAGGUGGUGUCUCUUCGUCCCAGAAUUCCGAGCGGGAGCGGAAGGAGCGCCUCAAGCAGCUGGCUUUGGAAUCGAUUGAUUUGGCCAAGGACCCCUACCUGAUGCGGAAUCACUUGGGAACCUACGAGUGCAAGCUCUGUCUUACGUUGCACACGAACGAGGCCAAUUACCUGGCCCAYACCCAGGGAAAGAAGCACCAGGCGGGGCUCGCGAAACGUGCCCACAUGGAAAAACUGCGAAAAGAGCGGGAGGAACAGCUSGCCGACCGGAACAACCUGAAGCGGCCCCCUCCCGGCGGACGAUUUGUGUGCCAGCCGGCAACCACUCGCAAGGUCCCCAGGAUUGGACGACCSGCCUACCAGGUAUUCAAGUCGAAGGACCCCGAUACGUCCCAGCGAUGCCUGACCUUCGAGCUGACCUACAAGGACAUUGAGACCGAUCUGCAGCCCCGCCACCGCUUYAUGUCUGCCUUUGAACAACGGGUCGAUCUGCCUAGGGACAAGCGCUACCAGUACGUCUUGUUUGCAGCGGAACCCUACGAAACCAUCGCGUUCAAGAUUCCGAACGAGCCUCUCGACAGAGAUCCGGGACGCUURGUCACCCACUGGGACGAGGACGACAAGAAAUUCACCGUGACCCUCUAUUUUGCAGACGGAAAGGACGGGGGCCCGAGCAACGAGAACGUCACUGGUGGCAGCCACAAGGAAGCGGCCAGCAUGGAAAUAGAUGGCUCGGCUGCCGGAACGUCCGUGUUUGCCCCGGCCCUCGGGAGCCACUGAYGACCGGACCGAUUCAAAUUUUCUGCCACGAAGAAGAACAACAAAAUAAUAUAUUCAGUUAAUUACUGAUUGAUUGAAAUAGGAAUUGUCACUASCAGUAGCCAAACAAAAUUCAAAUCUGCUCGAAUGCACUUUACAAUAAUCUAUUCAAAGAAGA